This is a messenger RNA of Prunus persica (peach), 924 nucleotides long. Its product is annotated as receptor-like protein 2. Gene Ontology annotation, molecular function: protein binding. The transcript has a single exon. Bases 1 to 924 code for a protein of 307 amino acids. The record is from RefSeq and is a predicted model, not a curated record. NCBI's taxonomy places the organism in Eukaryota, Viridiplantae, Streptophyta, Magnoliopsida, Rosales, Rosaceae.
AUGAACUGCACAAAUCUUAUAGAAGUGCGUCUGGCAGCCAACAACUUGGGAGGGGAUAUCUACACUCUUAAUUUCUCCACACUCAGUCAAUUAAGUAAACUUGACCUAUUUGGGAAUAAUUUCAUUGGUAACUUGCCAACAGGCCUUUACUCAUGUCGGUCCCUACAAGCAAUUCGAUUAAGGGACAAUAAUCUACAAGGACAGAUACAUCCUGAGAUUCUUUCAUUGAAAUCCUUGUCCUUCCUCUCGCUUGCUGAAAUCAGAUUGACCAAUUUAGCUGGGGCAAUCAAGAUAUUAAUGCGAUGCAAAACUCUUCGAACGCUCUGCCUUUCGGGUUCCUUUAUCAGUGGGGCAAACCUAGAUGAUAAUGGCAUGGUUGAUCAUGAUGGAUUCCAAAAUCUUCGAGUUUUAGGUUUGAGUAGGUGUGGGAUCACCGGUCCAAUACCUAUAUGGUUAUCAAAGCUCAAUAAUCUCCAGAUCUUGACUUUGGACAGUAACAGAAUCAUGGGGUCAAUUCCUAGUUGGUUGGGGACUCUUCCAAGACUCUUUCAUAUGAGAUUGCAUAACAACCUUAUUUCAGGUGAAUAUCCCAAGAAACUCUGCAGGCUACCAAGUUUGGUAUAUCAACUUCCUGAAUCUCAGGUAGAUGACCAUUAUGAAUUUGAAUUUCCUGCCAUCUCCACUGUCAGAGAAAAUCCAUGGCCAUCUUUUUUACAGCACGUAGUGUCUUUUCUUCCACCAAUGAUUGACGUAUCUAACAAUAACAUGAAUGGUAGCAUACCUACUGAGAUCGGCCAAUUGAUGCUUCUUCACACGUUGAAUCUUAGCAGCAACAACUUCUCUGGAAACAUUCCAACCCAAAUAUCCAACCUGUUAGAGUUUAGGAAAAAUAUACAGAGAGAAGAGAGAAGGGAGAAGAGCUGA